This is a messenger RNA of Stegodyphus dumicola, 8449 nucleotides long. RefSeq names its product filamin-A-like. NCBI's taxonomy places the organism in Eukaryota, Metazoa, Arthropoda, Arachnida, Araneae, Eresidae. The record is from RefSeq and is a predicted model, not a curated record. Gene Ontology annotation, biological process: actin cytoskeleton organization. Gene Ontology annotation, molecular function: actin filament binding.
UCACUUCUUCCCCAUCUCGGUUUGAGUUUUUAUUUAUCUUUAUUGUUAUUAUUGGUCGUAUCGGAGUCGUUGUUUUGACGGCGGCGCUGUUCCGUUCUUCUGUCAGAUUGCGGUGAUAACCGGAGAGUGGAAGUUGCGAAAAGUUUUUCCUCCUGCAUCUCGUUGGACUUAAACUUGCUUAGCAUAAACGUGAGCGGUGAAAGAGAACAGCUGACUAAACAUCCCGAAGAAGCGAUCAAGAGAGGAUUUGCGGAAGUGCUUGCCUGUGAGGUCACUACCGGCUGCGCGAGAAGCUGAAAAAAUAAAACAAAAAUGCAGCAACAAACCACGACGGAUGGAAACCCAGCUCAGGGUGGACAAGCCGAAAACGAGCCAGACGAAAUGGAGCGUGAUUUGGCCGAGGACGCAGUGUGGAAGAGAAUUCAGCAAAACACCUUCACGAGAUGGGCAAACGAACAUCUCAAAACCGUGAACAAAACUAUUACAAACCUAGAAACUGAUUUAUCGGACGGUUUGCGUUUGAUAGCACUAGUUGAAGUUCUUUCUGGCCGGCGGCUUCCCAAGCACAAUGCGCGCCCAAAUUUUCGUUCUCAGAAAUUGGAAAAUGUGUCUGUUGCUCUGAAGUUUUUGGAAGUAGACGAAGGGAUUAAAAUUGUAAAUAUAGAUAGUACAGAUAUUGUAGAUUGCAAAUUAAAACUUAUCCUUGGUUUAAUAUGGACACUUAUUCUUCAUUAUUCUAUUUCCCUUCCUAUGUGGGAGGGAGAAGAAGGAGAUUCAGUAUUUGACAAGAAAGGUGGGCCAUCACCAAAACAGAGGUUACUUGGCUGGAUUCAGAGUAAACUCCCUGACUUGCCUAUUAAUAAUUUUAAUUCUGACUGGAAUGAUGGCCGAGCUGUUGCUGCUUUGGUGGAUGCUCUUGCUCCAGGUUUAUGCCCAGACUGGUGUGACAUGAAGCCUGAAAAUGCUUUACAGAAUGCUAAAGAAGCUAUGAAUCUUGCUGAUAAUUGGUUGGGUAUUCCACAAUUGGUGAAACCAGAGGAAAUGGUCAAUCCUAAUGUAGAUGAUCUUUCAAUGAUGACCUACCUUUCACAAUAUCCUAAGGCUGAGCUGAAACCAGGUGCACCAUUGAGACCUAGGACUAAUCCCAACAGAGUACGAUGCUAUGGACCUGGAAUUGAGCCAACUGGAGUUAAUGUUGGUGCACCUACUAUGUUUACUAUUGAAACUUUUAGCGCAGGCAAAGGCAAAGUUGAAGUUCUUAUUGAAAAUCCCAAAGGGAAACUUGAACCAGUGGAAAUUAAGUUCAAUGAUGACAGAAGUAAAACAUAUACUGUAACUUAUACUGCUAAAAUUGAAGGUCUGCAUAAGGUUAAAGUUCUGUUUGCUGGCAAAGAAGUACCAAAGAGUCCUUUCAAUGUGAUGGUUGAAGGACAUGCUGGAGAUCCAGCCAAAGUUACAGCUUCUGGUCCAGGUUUAGAACCAACUGGUGUUAUGGUUGGAAAACCAACAUAUUUUGAUAUAUUUACCAAAGAUGCUGGACGUGGCCAAGUUGAAGUAAUAAUACUUGAUCCCAAAGGAAACAGAAAUACUGUUCCUUGUAGAAUUCGCAAGACUGAAGAUAAUGUUUAUAGAUGUGAAUAUGUGGCUCAAACCACAGGAAUGCAUUCUGUAAAUGUAUUCUUUGCUGGCCAACAGAUACCAAAAAGUCCAUUUGGUGUUAAAGUUACACCAGUUUGUGAUGCUCGUAAAGUUAAAGCAGUUGGUAGAGGAUUGCAGAAAAAUGGCAUUCGUGUUAAAGAUAUCGCAGACUUCAAGAUAUUCACUGAAAAUGCUGGAAAUGGAGUAUUGGAUGUUAAAGUUAUUGGGCCAGGUGGUGUGCAAGAAAAGCUUGACAUUCGUAAAGUAAAUGAACAUACUUAUGAAUGUGCAUAUUAUCCUAAUAAAGAAGGCCGUUAUAUAGUUACUAUAUCAUAUGGAGGACAGGAAAUAUUCAAAAGCCCAUAUGAAGUUAAUGUUGGACCAUACAAAGAAUCUCGAAUCAGAGUUUAUGGGCCAGGAUUAUAUGGUGGAGUUGUUGGAUAUCCUGCUCGUUUUACUGCUGAAACAAAUGGAGAAACUGGAACCCUUGGCUUUCUAGUUGAAGGUCCAUCUCAUGCAGACAUAAAAUGUUAUGAUAAUGGUGAUGGGUCUGCAGAUGUAGAAUACCUUCCAACUGCUCCUGGAGAAUAUGCUGUACAUAUAUUGUGUAAUGAUGAAGACAUUCCUAAGUCUCCAUAUAUGGCCCAAAUAUUGCCAAAAACAGAUUAUUUUCCAGAAAAGGUUGAAGCUUAUGGUCCUGGCUUGCAACCAAAAGGUGUUAUACAAGGUCAACCCACUGAAUUUACUAUUGACUGUCGAAAAGCAGGGGGCCAGGCUCCACUUGAUGUCAGUGUCAUGGAUGAAGACUGUAAACCAGUGGAAAUUAAAGUCCAGGAUAACAAAGAUGGCACAUUUAAAGCCUCAUAUCGCCCAACUAAAAAUAAUAAGCAUACUGUCCAAGUAAAUUAUGGUGCAGUUGCCAUACCAAAAAGUCCCUUCAGAGUCCAUGUUGGCGAACCAACAGAUACGAAUAAAGUGAAGAUUUUUGGACCUGGAGUUGAACCUGGUGUGAAAGCUCAAGUACCAACGCAUUUUAAUAUUGACUGCCGGGGAGCUGGAACAGGGAAUGUUCAAGCGAAACUGACAGAUGAAAAAGGCACUCUUGUUCCUGUCCAAAUUCUAGACAAUGAGGAUGGAACUUAUUCAGUUGAUUAUGUAGCUCCUACACCAGGGAAUUAUAAGGUUUCUGUGGCAUUUGCUGGAAAGGAAGUUCCUAACAGUCCAAUUAAAGUAAAAGUAGAACCACAGGUAGAUGUUAGUAAAAUAAAGGUGGAUGGCCUAGAACCAACGGCUCCUAUAAACUCCCUGCAACAAUUCAGAGUGAUAACCAAAGGUGCUGGUGUCAACCAAGCUGAUUUUGCUGUCUCUAUAACCAGUCCUUCAGGCCGUCGAGUAAAAGCACACAUCAUUCCUACUGCAGAAGGUUUUCUAGUCAACUUUACUCCAACAGAACUGGGUCAUUAUUUACUGAGCAUAUCAUUUGGUGGAAUUCCUCUGACACCUUCUCCUUACUGUUUGAUGUGCAUGUCCAACGCUGAUUCAAGCAAAGUUCUGGCAUAUGGCCCUGGUCUUGAUCAAGGACUUGUAAAUAGGCCAGCUGAAUUUAUUGUUGAUACAAGAGGUGCAGGUCAUGGAAACUUGGGGAUAACUAUUGAAGGUCCAUGUGAGGCAGCUAUUAAUUGCAAGGACAAUGGUGAUGGCACUUGUUCAGUUGCUUAUUUCCCAACUGAGGUGGGAGAAUAUAUCAUCAACAUCGCCUAUGACAGACAUCACAUACAAGGAUCACCAUUUGUUGCCCUCAUCACAUCUGAUGUGGACGUCUGGAAGAUCAGAGUACUGGGAAAUGGCAUCCAGCCCCAGGGUGUAUUUAUUGAUUCGCCAACCGACUUUAUUGUUGAUGCUAGAGCUGUAUCAAAAAGAAGUGAUGCAAAAGUGCAGUGUACUAUCAUUAAUCCAUCAGGAACUAGGACAGAUUCAUUUGUUCAAAGCCUGAAUGAUGGAACUUACAAAAUUUGUUAUACACCAUUUGAAGAAGGUCCACACAAAAUAGAUAUUACCUAUGAUGGUUUGCCAGUACCUGGAAGUCCUUUUAAAGUUAAUGUGAUGAGAGGUUGUGAUCCUAGAAAAGUUAAGGCAUUUGGUCCAGGCUUGGAACAGGCAAUUGUAAAUCAGACAAAUACAUUCACUGUAGAAACAAAGGGAGCUGGAAGAGGUGGUCUUGGUCUUGUAAUUGAAGGACCAGUUGAGCCAAAAAUGACAUGUAGGGAUAAUAGGGAUGGUUCUUGUACUGUUGAAUAUUUCCCUGUUGAAGUUGGAAUGCAUGAAAUAGAAGUGAAAUAUGCUGAUCAACAUGUUCCAGGAAGUCCCUUUAAAGUAAUGUGCACAGCCAGUGUAGAUGCUAGUAAAGUUGUUGCACAUGGGCCUGGCAUAGAACCCAAUCAGUGUCGAGCUGGUAGACCUCUUCCUUUUACUGUAGAUGCCAGGAAGUCUGGAAAAGCACCACUUGAUGUCCAAGUAUCUUCAGAUAAAGGUCCUCUGCCCACAAAACCAGAAAUUAGAGAUAAUGGAAAUGGGACAUAUGAUGUUUCCUACCUGCCACCUCCAGAAGGUAGUAAAUGUAAUGUUAAAGUUACUUAUGGUGGAAAAGACAUUCCUGGAAGUCCCUUCCAAAUGAAAGUGAAGCCUGCUGUCGAACCAAAAAAUGUAAAACUUUCAGGGCCUGGAUUACAAAACAAAGUACCAGCAAGUAUUCCUGUUGAAUUCACAAUUGAUACUAGAGAAGCUGGUCAUGCUGAACCUGAAGUUGCUAUUAAGAGACCCGAUGGUAAGCCACUGAAAGCAACUGUUGUGAAUAAUCAUGAUGGUACUUAUAAAGUAAAAUAUGUUCCUGAAGAUGUUGGGCCCCAUAAAGUUUCUGUGAAAUAUGGUGGGCAAGAGGUUCCAAAUUCUCCUAUUACUGUUAACAGUUAUGCUGUUGGUCAUGCUGAAAAAUGUAAAAUAACAGAGGGUAUUCAGGAGAAGGUUGCUAUUGGUGAGGAAUACUGCAUUACUGUUAAUGCAGAUCAAGCUGGAACUGGUGCAGUUACUUGUCAUAUUACUAGUACUAACACAACCAGUGAUGUGGAUAUCAAAGUUGAAGAUAAUGGUGAUGGGACCUUCUCAAUUUUCUAUUCUGUCAAAGAAGUUGGGGAUUAUACCAUAAGUGUGAAAUUUGGUGGUAAUCCUGUACCUGGUGGCAGUUUUUCAACAAAGGCUGUCACUGAAGAAGUUCAUAAGAAGACUAUCACAAAAACUCAUACUACCCAAACAAGAACAACUCAGUUUAGAAGUGUUGAAUUACAUAGUAUUGUUAUUCCACCUGGUAAAGGGCAAAUAACUGCUGAAGUUAAAAUGCCAUCUGGAAAAUAUGAUAAACCAGUUGUAAUAGAUAAUCAAGAUGGUACUAUUUCCAUCAAAUAUGAUCCGAAAGAGGAGGGCUUACAUGAAUUACAUGUGAAAUAUAAUCAAGAACAUAUACCAGGAAGUCCCUUCAAAAUUUUUGUCGAUACAAUUUCAAGUGGUUUUGUCACAGCACAUGGACCAGGCUUAAGUCGUGGUGUAGCUGGAGAACCAGCUAAUUUUACCAUUUAUACAAAAGAGGCUGGUGCUGGUGGUCUGGAUGUAGCUGUACAAGGACCAUCACAAGCAGAAAUCACAUGUCACGAUAACAAAGAUGGUACAGUUGCAGUUAAUUAUCUUCCUGCUGCCCCAGGUGAAUAUACAAUCUCUGUAAAGUUUGCUGGUAAACAUAUUAAAGGCAGUCCAUUCACAGCCAAAAUCACUGGAGAAGGACGGAAAAGGAACCAAAUAUCUGUUGGUCAUUCGAGUGAAGUAUCACUUAAAGUUCAAGAAAAGGAUGCUAGGAAUCUAAACGCCAGCAUUGUUUCACCGUCAGGGUUAGAAGAGCCUUGUUUCCUGAAAACACUGCCCAAUGGACACUUAGGUAUAUCAUUUACUCCACGUGAAGCUGGUGAGCACUUGGUGAAUGUGAAGAGAACUGGAAAUCAUAUUCAAGGUAGUCCUUUCAAGAUCAAUGUUCUGGAUAGAGAAAUAGGAGAUGCAUCCAAGGUGAAAGUUAUUGGAAAUGCUAUAAAAGAGGGCAAGACACAUACUGCCAAUGAAUUCACCAUUGAUACUAGAGAAGCUGGUUUUGGUGGUCUCAGUCUCUCAGUUGAAGGACCUAGUAAAGCUGAUAUUCAAUGCAAAGAUAAUGAAAAUGGAACAUUAACUGUAAGUUAUAAGCCUACUGAACCUGGAUACUAUAUAGUAAAUCUGAAGUUUGCUGAUCAUCAUGUUCCAGGUAGUCCCUUUACUGUAAGAGUAGUAGGUGAGGGUUCAAAUAUCCAAAGAGAAUUCAUUAAGAAGCAAAGGGAGUCUGUCCCCGUUGCAGAUGUUGGAAAUGAGUGUAAACUUACCUUCAGGCUUCCAGGUUCAAGUGCUUUUGACAUGUCUGCAAAAGUUACAUCUCCUUCUGGCGUAUCAGAUGAUGCUGUUAUUACAGAUUUGGAUGACUGUUUAUACUGUGUUCAAUUUGUACCAAAAGAAGUAGGAGUACACACUGUAAGUGUCCGAUGCAAGGAUAUACAUAUACCUGGAUCACCAUUUCAAUUCACUGUUGGACCCUUCAGAGACCAUGGAGCCCAUCGUGUCCAUGCUGGUGGUCCUGGUUUGUUGAGAGGAAGCACAGGUGAAACAUGUGAGUUUAAUGUUUGGACUCGAGAAGCUGGUGCAGGAAGUCUUGCAAUAUCUGUAGAGGGUCCUUCAAAAGCAGAUAUUGAUUUUAAAGACUGCAAAGAUGGUUCCUGUUUUGUAACAUACAAAGUAUCUGAACCAGGUGAUUAUAGAGUGGGAAUUAAAUUUAAUGAGCAGCACAUACCAGACAGUCCUUUCCAUGUGUAUAUUAUGCCACCAGCUGGUGAUGCAGCCAAGAUUGAGCUAGGAGAAAUUCCAGAGGCACAAGUGAAUAAGCCUUUGACACUGGCAAUUGUUAUGAAUGGAGCUAAAGGAAACUUGGAUGGCAAGGUCAUAACACCAUCUGGUACUGAAGAUGAUUGCUUCAUUGCACCACUUGAUGCAGAUCAGUGGGCUUUACGUUUUAUACCACGAGAGAAUGGUAUUCAUCUAAUUCAUAUUCGUUGUGAUGGUAUUCAUAUCCCUCAGAGUCCAUUCCGCUUGCGUGUUGGUGUUGAUGAUGCAGAUCCUGCUGCAGUUCAUGCUUAUGGCCAAGGUCUUAAAGAAGCUAAGUCAGGUACAAAGAUGGACUUUAUUGUUGACACUUGCAGUGCUGGUACUGGUACACUAGCAGUUACUAUAGACGGCCCUUCAAAAGUAUCGAUGGAUUGUACUGAAGUGGAAGAAGGCUACAAAGUUCGUUAUACCCCUCUGGCUCCAGGCGAUUAUUUCAUAACUGUGAAAUAUAAUGGUUAUCACAUAAGCGGUAGUCCAUUUAAAGUUUCAUGUACAGGUAGUGCAGUGACUGAUAUUGGAGCUAAAGAACAAUCCUCUGUAGUUGUUGAAACAGUUGCAAAACAAGCCAAGCAAAAAGCUGAGAGCUUACCUAGGUUUAAAUCUGAUGCUAAUAAAGCAACAUGCAAAGGUAUUGGACUAAAGCGAGGUCAUGCAAACAAACCUAGCCAAUUUACUGUUAAUUGUGCAGAUGCAGGAAAAAAUAUUUUGUACUGUGCUGUAUAUGGGCCUAAAGGUCCAUGUGAUGAAGUACAUGUUAAGCACAUAGGACGAGAUAUGUACCAAGUGAGUUACACAGCAAAAGAAAGAGGUGAUCAUAUUAUCAUUGUGAAGUAUGGUGAUGAUCACAUCCCUGGAAGUCCAUUUAAAGUAGAAGUAGUAUAGUUUUAUAAAAAUAAAGAGAGGACUGAAACUUUUUUUUUUUUUUUUCAAACUUCGGUAUUGUUUUUUCUUCAGGCUCGAAGUUUGAAUAGAUCUGUUCUUUUUUUUUUUUUUUGUUUUUAAUUAAUGUUGCCAAAUGAUUCAUUGUUAGGGGGGAUUUGCUCAUUGAGUAGGUGUACUGUUGUCUUCCAUACUUUUCCUUCAAGUGGAGACUGACCAUGUAUGUCAUGUUUAGAAUAUUGAUAUUUUUUUCCUGUAAUUCAGAAAGAUAAUCUUUCAAUUUCCAUGGCUGCUGCAUUAUGCAUUGGAAUAUUAUAUUACUUGAAUCUUUUAGCAUUGAAAGCUUUUUUAUUGUCUUUUAUGAAAUAUGGGAAACAAAUAUUCUAAAGUCUUAAUUGAUGCAUCGAUAAUUAUGUUUUGUGUAAAAACAUGUCUGAAUGAUUAUGCAUCUCAAAUCAUAUUGAAAUUACAUAUUCAUAUUUGAAUUCUUUAGUCAUAUCUAAAAGAAAAAAAAAAUCGCAUUUUAAAAAAUUUAUCUAUUAAAAUAUUAACCCUACCUUGUACUUAAAAUUAUUAUUUGUGAUGUUCAAAUAAUGGGAAAAUAUUUAUAUUUAAUUGUUCUAAAAGUCUCAUAUUUCUGUGUAUUCUUGUCAUUUGUUAUGUUCCUAAUGAAGUAAAAACUUGUAUUCUAAAAUUUAUUUUUGAAUACGCAUGAUUAGGAAUUGUCAAUUUUGCUUAUGCUUUUUUGCUAAUGAAAAUUUUUGUGCUUUAUUUAUUUUAAAUGAUAUUCUUAUAUAUAAUUAUAGGAUGUAUUUAAAAGCAAUUUUCUCCAAAUGUCUGAGCUUUCAGAACCUGUGUCAAAUGUUUGUCCCAAAUUGUAUAAUUAAAGGAUCAAAUAAAAUUCUUGCAAUUUACAUUCAGAAAA